GUCUCCCCAUGCCCAUGUCGAAGCGCGAACGCCAUUUCGCAUAUGCCGUUAUUCAAAAAGACAUCCAGGAGAAUGCUGGACUUAUUCAAAAACAGAAGUUGGAAAAGCGGAGGGGCACGGACGGCUUCGUUGUUUUGCUCACUGUCACGGAUUACACACAAGUUCCAAGGAAAUUGUAUGUCAUCACGGACAAAGAGUUCCGCACUACUGAAACCGUAUCUGCUGAGGAGUGGAACACUGCUUUGGCGCUCGCGAAGGAAGCCGGAAGGGAUUUAAUUCUUUUGGAAAUUCCAGAAGGAACAAUGGCGCAACCGUUGCUGGAGACAUAUCUAUUUGAUUUCAACGGAGGUGUAAAGGGGUUAAAUUGGUGAUGCAU
Messenger RNA from Guyanagaster necrorhizus, 376 nucleotides. RefSeq lists its product as uncharacterized. The record is from RefSeq and is a predicted model, not a curated record. The transcript is spliced from 2 exons. Lineage: Eukaryota; Fungi; Basidiomycota; Agaricomycetes; Agaricales; Physalacriaceae. The annotation marks the transcript as partial.